This is a messenger RNA of Salvia hispanica, 740 nucleotides long. Its product is annotated as dirigent protein 23-like. Lineage: Eukaryota; Viridiplantae; Streptophyta; Magnoliopsida; Lamiales; Lamiaceae. The record is from RefSeq and is a predicted model, not a curated record.
UUGAUACAUUUCAUCAAGAAACAAAACUAUCAUCCCCAAAAAUGAAAAUCCAAAAUCAAAUUUCAUGUCUCAUAAUUCUUGCUUCAACCAUAGCCUAUUCGGCUCAUGCCCAAAGCAACGACCAAUCGACAUGGGCCAAGCGAGUUGACUCGGGCGAUCAAGUGAUCACAACUCUCCAAUUUUAUUUCCACGACAAACUCAGUGGGCAAAACCCAAGUGCAAUCCAAAUAGCUCAACCUUUACAAAGUGGCAACUCGCCCAAUCUCUUCGGGAACCUCUUGAUGAUCGAUGAUGCGUUAACCGUGGGGCCUGACCCAUCUUCAAAGCUCGUGGGUCGGGCCCGGGGGCUGUACGGGUCAGCCGGGCAGACCGAGAUGAACUUGAUCAUGGCCCUUAGCUACGUUUUCACUGAUGGGAUAUAUGAUGGGAGCUCUUUGAGCCUUCUCAGUAUCAAUUCAGUGAUGAAUUCGCCGCGGGAGAUGUCUAUUGUGGGCGGGACCGGGCUUUUCCGGCUGGCCCGCGGCUACGCCAUCGCACAGACCUAUUCGGCCAAUGCUAGCGGCGAUGCUAUUGUUGGGUACAAUGUUACUAUUGCUACCAAUAUAUGACAGCUUGAUAGAAAAAAGUACUCAAAUAACACACUGAUGGUUUUAAUAGUCAAGGCUGAUUUUUCCGUUUGUUGAAUUGAGUUUUUGGAAGACUAAUUCCACUCUAUUCUCAAUGUUUACUCAUCUUCUAUC